Magnolia sinica is the source of this 3554-nucleotide messenger RNA. Its product is annotated as splicing factor U2af large subunit A. Bases 457 to 3228 code for a protein of 923 amino acids. The record is from RefSeq and is a predicted model, not a curated record. Gene Ontology annotation, cellular component: U2-type prespliceosome; U2AF complex; nuclear speck. Lineage: Eukaryota; Viridiplantae; Streptophyta; Magnoliopsida; Magnoliales; Magnoliaceae. Gene Ontology annotation, molecular function: poly-pyrimidine tract binding; pre-mRNA 3'-splice site binding. The transcript is spliced from 10 exons.
UUAUAGCUACUAACUCAACCUUUUGAUUUUCCAUGGUGUUCUUGUACUUGAACACCUUUUCCAUCUUGCUUAGCCAAUUGAUGAAGUCGUCAAGAUACAACCGACUAUGGAAUUCUGAAUUUCUACCUUAAUUUCGGGCUUUCCGUCAUGUUCCAACAAUCUAAAGAUUUGAUCAUUGGUGUCUUCACAAAUCGGUGAUGUCUGUCGCCGUUUAGGACCUAGGCGGGGAUCUUCUGCUACAUGUCCAUGUGCUCCAACUUUAGUCUCCAGAUUCCCUCCACGCUAGAGCUCUCCCACCUGCAACUGUGGAGUUGGCAACAUGAAUAGAUAAAAUGAGAGGUCGUCAGUGGAUGAUCUACGCUUUAUUCUGUCAGCUGUGUUGUCUGGCUUAAGGACUUACAUUUUUUUCCCCAAAACAUUAAAAUUUUUAGAUUGAGAAUUACAUGCCCUAGCGAGAUGAGCAGAACUGAUAGGCAAAAAGACAAGUAUGGCAAUAGUAAAGAGCUUCCUUGUAAUGCCUCUAACGAAGGUACCGCUGCUCGGACAAGACCUUUCAGCUUUGAAGAGAUUAUGUUAAGAAGGAAAAACAAGAAACUGACAGAAGAUGCCAAAGAGAGUGUAGGAGAACUGGGGAGGUUGUCGAGAAAAGAGCAUGGCGAAAGUGCCUCCGAUCAUUCUGGAUCCGAUGGGGGUCAAGAGCCCAAAAAGGAUUCUGUUUUGGGUGUGACGAGGCAUGUUUCAAGGGAUUCCGAUAAGGGAAUUUCUCGAAAGAAGGAAGAAAAUAAGUCCACAAAGGAAGAUGGUUUCAUGAAAGAUAAAGUCGGUCUGGAUUCGGAAGCUAAACUGAAGGUGAAGUCCAGUAAGGACAGGAGCAAGAGCGAAAAAGAUAAAGGAGACAAGAAUGAAAAACAGAGUCACUACCGGGGCAGGAAUGAUGACCGAACAAGGCCUGAUUUUGAAAAUGAGUCUGAAAAGAAACAGUCUAAAGAUAUGGUUGUGAAGGAUAAGAACAGGGAGAGAAACAAAACUUCCCAUAGAGAGAGUAAACGAAAACAGUUGGGUAGAAAUGAUGAGGAAAAAAUAUCGGAGGGAGAUGUGAUUGCUUCAAAAAGACAUGAUUCUGGCAAAUGGCAAGAUACUGAUUAUUCAGAAAGGAAAGGCAGGAGGAAAGAAUCAUCUCAAUCCCAUUAUGAAGAAACUAGACAAAAAAGGAGAAGGUCAAGGAGUUGGGAACACGAUAAAGACAGGGAUAGGUCUAUUUCGAUCUCACCAAGGGGACACAAACGUUUGUCUAAUCAGGGACGAGAUCAUGGUCAAUCAUCAUUUCGCUCCUUCAAGGACAGGUCAGGAAGGCAGCAUUCUGAUGCUGACAAGAAUAGAAUGUCAAGUAGUGGUGGGCAUGCAAGUGGCCAUUAUCGGCGGUAUGGUGGGCAUACAAGUGGGCUUGGUGGCUAUUCCCCAAGGAAGAGAAGAACGGAGGCAGCCAUUAGGACUCCCUCCCCAACAAAUCGCUCGCCUGAGAGGAAAAGCGCUGCUUGGGAUCUCGCACCAGAUGAUGUUGGUGCUGGUUCUGUGAUAACCAGUUUUCGAUCAUCUCGCCAGGCCGUAUCAUCGAGUACACAUGAGUUGUCUGCUGCUGCCACUGCUGCAUUGACCACAGAGAAGUCCCAAAAUGCAGCUUCCACAGUAACUGUAUCAACAGUCAAGGAUAUCUCCUUUGACUCUAUUCAACUAACGCAAGCUACUCGACCUAUGAGGAGACUUUAUGUAGAAAAUUUACCGGCAACAGCUUCUGAUAAAGCUGUAAUGGAAUGUCUUAAUGAUUUCCUGCUAUCAUCAGGUGUUAAUCAUAUCCAAGGAACCCAGCCAUGCAUCAGCUGUAUGAUGAACAAAGAGAAGGGUCAAGCCCUUGUGGAAUUUCUUACCCCAGAACAUGCUUCAUCAGCUCUUUCAUUUGAUGGUAGAUCCUUUGCUGGAUCUAUCCUCAAAAUCAGGCGCCCCAAAGAUUUUGUUGAAGCUGCAACAGGAGUCACGGAGAAACCGGUCGCCACAGUUAUUACUUCAAUAUCUGAUGUUGUAAAGGAUACACCACAAAAGAUCUUCAUUGGUGGUAUUCCAAAAGCACUGCCAUCUGAUAUGCUUAUGGAGAUUGUUACUGUCUUUGGACCUUUGAAAGCAUAUCGCUUUGAGGCUAAUGAGGAGUUUGGUGAACCAUCUGCCUUUCUGGAGUAUGUAGACCACUCAGUCACUCUCAAGGCAUGCGCUGGAUUGAAUGGAAUAAAGUUAGGAGGGAAUGUCCUCACUGUAGUUCAAGCUGUUCCUGAUGCAUCUGAGGAGGGAACUACUGAAACCCCCCAUUUCUAUGGCAUUCCUGAGCAUGCAAAGCCACUGCUUGAAAAACCCACACAGGUCCUGAAGCUUAAAAAUGUGUUCGAUCAAGAGGAGUUCUCAAUGAUAUCUGAACCAGAAUUGGAAGAAACGUUAGAAGAUAUACGGUUAGAGUGUGCCAGGUUUGGCACUGUCAAGUCCGUGAAUAUUGUCAGGUUCAACAAAGAUAACAUGAUUGCUCCUGAUGCAUUGGAUAUCUCCAACGAUAGCAAUAUACAGAGUGUUUCGCAGGAUCCUGAGACUGAUAAUGUAAGGUCAACAUUGAUGGAGCACCUGAACAGUGAUACCAAAGAAAAUGGUGAAGCGAAGCCUCAAAACGCUGUUGAAGAACCUCAAGAUCUCAGGGAAGUUGAGGAAGCCAGCAAAGUUGGUGACGAUAAACCCAUGCACGACGAUCUUGAAAAUGAGGAAUGUGGUGGGGCUGGUAAGGUAGACAGUGAAGUGACUGCUGAAGAACCGCUCCAGCUUGGCACUACUGAAGAUCGACCAGCAUGUUCCGACGAGGUUUCUGAUUCUCAGAUUGGAGACUCUGGCAGUGGGACCAGUUCUGUUCCUGAUGACCCUAAACCUGAGCAAGCUGAUGGCGAACUUCAGGAUGCUUGUGUUGAACUUGAAAUGGAUACUACUACCGUGGAGAAAUCAUAUGAUGGAAAUGGGGACAGCACCGAGAAGGUUUGCAACCCUGAUGUAUUUGAAAAGGGUUGCAUUCUUGUUGAGUACAUGAGGAGAGAAGCUGCUUGCGCAGCGGCCCAUUGCUUGCAUGGACGGCUCUAUGGUGGCCGGGUCGUGGCAGCUGAAUAUGCCCCUUAUGACCUAUAUCAUGCACGAUUUCCAAAAUGACCACUGAUUGGAUUUUGAUCUUGAUAUCUUAGCGAAAAGAUCUAUCAGUGUCAGGUCUGGUUGACCAUCACCAUCUUUACUGGGUGGUUCCAGAUUUCAGAUUAGAUGUCACUCUGGAGCCAUUAUGACUGAUGAUACCUGUCCUUAACAGCAGUUGCUUCUGGGGAGGGCUAAACUUUUGGGGGGACAAGUCAAGCUCAUGGUUUUAUUUUCUGAAUGUAGGUGAGAGAGUUCCCUGCGGUUGUUGUGAUGUUAUUUACAAGAGGAAUUGAGGAUUCGAAUGGUUUUAUCAUAUUUGCAUUGAGGUUCCAGCUUCUUCACAGUGA